Cataglyphis hispanica is the source of this 1461-nucleotide messenger RNA. RefSeq names its product UPF0545 protein C22orf39 homolog. The transcript is spliced from 5 exons. NCBI's taxonomy places the organism in Eukaryota, Metazoa, Arthropoda, Insecta, Hymenoptera, Formicidae. The coding region runs from base 506 to 985 and encodes 159 amino acids. The record is from RefSeq and is a predicted model, not a curated record.
ACUACGGGUCUCUGCGCGCACUGACCGCGACAUCAUAUUAUUGUUUCUCGUGCGACUAAAUCACCGGUAAUCGAUUAUUGCACCAAUCACUACACCAAAAACACCGGGACAUCCGUGAAACGAGUGAUGUGGACAGCUGGCCGAGCGCAUGCGCACACGGCAUGGGCGCAAACCCUCCACCUCAGCAACUCCACGCGCUGCAUACAACGAUGAUUGGAUGCAUUCAACAGAACAAACUGCUAAGUAGUAUUCCAAUGUGAUUGGCUCUUACUUUCAGAGCGAACAAAACCUUCUGCUGAACGCGACCAUUGUUUAAUAUCUACUGUUGCUGUACCUUAAUCUAUAUCUAAUCUAUAUCUUAUGUUCUAUUAUUCUAUUCUACCCAACAUUCGAAUCCGACGAAUGCUCCCUUGCAUGUUUGGCACGUGUUCAGCAAAUAAUAAGUGAUUUUAUUUUUAUGUAGUCUCUAAUAAAAAGCGUGCACGACAGAGAAAUUUUAAUAAAUAUGAGUAAAGCGGAGGAGGGAAAAGUAAAUCACGAAAAUGACUGGAUGGUUAGGCCAUGUAUGAUUUAUAAAGCCGAGUACGACGAUUGUACCAGUAUAAAAGCUCGUUUCAAUCAAUAUUUUAUAUUCGGCGAAAUGCUCGAUUGCAAUCAAUGGAAAACCGAUUAUCGCAACUGUUAUGAAUGGGAAAAAAAUAAAUCGGAGAAAGCAUACAACGAAUUGAUCGCGAGCGAAAUGCAGCGCAGGAAAGAGCGUUUACGUGCGCAUUAUCAGAACGAUGUUUGGGAGAGAAGAGAGAAACCACCGGAGAACUGGAAUGCUCCUUUACCUGAGUGGAUGCAGAAGGAGUUUGAAAACUCGUACCUGCAUUUAAGAAAUCAAGAGAUGAAGGGCAAGGAAAUUCCCCAGCUCAAUCCAAGAUGCACUAUAUUCAUUCUCAUAAGAACAAUUGCUGAUAUUACAUUGGAGUUUACUUUAUGAAGAGAUGUACAACUGAAAGAAAAAUGAGAACAAUGCUGAAAAGAAAUGAUUGCAAAACAUCGCGUUCAUCAAAAUGUUGAAUUGUUUUAUCGUUUCAAAGGAUGAAGGAAAAUUGAGAUAAAUUCUCAUAUAAUUUUCAUUCAAUUUUUAUCAUUUCUCAACGUAAUAUUUCGUCCAAUGAACAGAAAUACAAAAAGGAAAUUUAUAAUAAUAUUCAUUUCCCGCGAAAUAAUUCUUAUCGCGAUGAAACAUGAACGCAGCUGCGGAUCGAGACGCAUCAGCAAAUUCUGCGCAUGCGCAGUGAAAUUUGUUUCCUUCACACGAAACGACAAACCACCGACUGCGAAUGAAUGCAACAUUUCGUAAGGUCACCAAUGUCGGGCAUGCGCAAUCACGUCUGCACGCCAACUGAUAAUCUCUUGGUGUAUCUUAUUUUUCUGUUACGAUCUCACAAAAAAAAUCUACGAUGAUGUGGA